AUGCUUCUGCAGUUACACUCUAACUUGAACUUUAUUUUAGCCUCUCAAAUUGUAAGUUUAUGCAGUAACCUUUUGACCACGCCGUGUUCUGCAAACAAUUCUACAGGCGGAAAAACUUCAGCCAACACGCCAUGUUCGCCAGUUUCCCAACAACUUAAGAUAUUCAGUUGCUUUUUCGACCCCAAGAGCUCCGAGGCUCAAAUAUGGACUGGGAAUGCGCUCCCUCUUCUCUUUCAACACACACGACACUGCAUCCCCCCCUUCAUCUCCGAUCUGCAACCAGGUGACCGACCCUUCCACCAUCAGCCGACCACCCCUCCUCCAGCGACCUUGCCUCCGCCUUCGCCUCCAUCGGUGACGUUGUCUCCGCUACUACCGCCAUCGCCGAAUCGAAGCCCUCCAGGUCCCUCGUCGACAACACAUAUCUUGAUUCAAUCACUAAACAACAAGCUGAAGUUAAUGGAAAGGCAUGUGCAGAUGUUGGACAAAAUGGAAAGGGGUUCUAUCACACUUUCAUCCCACGAAAUCAACUCAACCCCUCCGCCGUCGUGCCUGUUUCCAUUCCCGCCAUCACAAGGACUGCAGAAAGCCAAAGGAAAACACUAG
Messenger RNA from Lactuca saligna, 606 nucleotides. The record is from the annotation of a GenBank genome assembly. NCBI's taxonomy places the organism in Eukaryota, Viridiplantae, Streptophyta, Magnoliopsida, Asterales, Asteraceae.